ACACCACGCCCUCAGUAAAAGGCCACGCCCCCAACUUGAGCUCCAAAGCCUGGAGGGGGCGCUGGUGAGAGUGGGGCAGAAAAGAGAUGAAGGGCUAUUGAAUCCCGCACCCGAGCUGGAGAUCGAAGGCUCCUGGCGGGGUCCUUGAAAGGAGUGGAUGGAGGGAGUACACGGGAAGAUUUGGGAACGGAGGUUCGCUCUGGAGGCCAGUGUAGAGAAGAGGGGGAUGGGGCAGCUGCCCGGCCCCCCAAUGGAGGUCCUCGCGUGCCCAGCGGGCUCAAGGCCAGAGCCCAGAGCAACCAGCACAAUAGCGUCCAACAGCUGGAACGCCAGCAACAGCCCCGGAGAGGGCCGGGAUGAUGGGCCCGAGGGGCUGGACAAAGGGCUGGACAAUGAUGCCGAGGGCGUGUGGAGCCCCGACAUUGAGCAGAGCUUCCAGGAGGCCCUCGCCAUCUAUCCCCCCUGUGGUCGACGUAAGAUCAUCCUCUCAGACGAAGGAAAGAUGUAUGGUCGCAAUGAGUUGAUAGCCCGAUAUAUCAAGCUAAGAACAGGAAAGACUCGGACAAGAAAACAGGUGUCCAGCCACAUACAGGUUCUAGCAAGGAAGAAGGUGCGGGAGUACCAGGUUGGCAUCAAGGUCUCUAGCCACUUGCAGGUUCUAGCCAGGCGGAAAUCGAGGGAGAUUCAGUCCAAGCUGAAGGCCAUGAACCUGGACCAGGUCUCCAAGGAUAAGGCCCUCCAGAGUAUGGCUUCUAUGUCCUCAGCACAGAUCGUCUCAGCCAGCGUCUUGCAGAAUAAACUCAGCCCACCUCCCCCAAUUCCCCCGGCAGUUUUCUCUGCUGCUGCUGCUUCGAGGUUCUGGAGUGGACCCCCUCUCCCGGGACAGCAGCCGGGACCCUCUCAGGACAUCAAACCCUUCGCACAGCCAGCCUACCCUAUCCAGCCACCCUUGCCACCCACACUCACUAGUUAUGAGCCCUUGGCCCCACUCCCACCAGCCGCCUCAGCUGUGCCCGUGUGGCAGGACCGCACCAUCGCCUCCGCUCGACUUCGGCUCCUAGAGUAUUCAGCUUUCAUGGAAGUACAACGAGAUCCAGACACGUACAGCAAGCAUUUGUUCGUACAUAUUGGCCAGACCAACCCUGCCUUCUCAGACCCACCCCUGGAAGCUGUAGACAUUCGCCAGAUCUAUGACAAGUUUCCUGAGAAAAAGGGUGGGCUGAAGGAUCUCUAUGAGAAGGGGCCACCAAACGCCUUCUUCCUUGUGAAGUUCUGGGCUGAUCUGAAUAGCACCAUCCAGGACGGGCCUGGGGCUUUUUACGGAGUCAGUUCCCAGUACAGCUCAGCUGACAGCAUGACCAUCAGCGUCUCCACCAAGGUUUGCUCCUUUGGCAAGCAGGUGGUAGAGAAAGUAGAGACAGAGUACGCGAGGCUAGAGAAUGGGCGCUUUGUGUACCGUAUCCAUCGCUCCCCCAUGUGUGAAUACAUGAUCAACUUUAUCCACAAGCUAAAACACCUACCUGAGAAAUAUAUGAUGAACAGUGUCUUGGAGAACUUCACCAUCCUGCAGGUAGUGACGAGUCGAGACUCCCAGGAGACAUUGCUGGUCAUUGCCUUUGUCUUUGAAGUUUCUACCAGCGAGCACGGAGCCCAGCAUCAUGUCUAUAAGCUGGUCAAGGACUAGGGUCUCCUUCCUUGAUUCAACUACCACCUGCCAACCUAGGGCCAGAGCCCAGGACGUGUCUCCCCUCCUCCUCCCUACUUCCUGACCUGGGGGCCUUGGUCUAGGACAUGCCCCUUAACUUCUGCCUGCCUGCUGACCCAGGUCCCAGGCCCAGGACAAGUCCCACCCCUAUAUACACUCCACUCCACUGUGGUCUAUGCUUUAAUUGUUGAAGAAGACAGACGAGCCUCAGGCAGUGGGGCAGCCAGCCCCAUCUCACACCAAAA
Monodelphis domestica (gray short-tailed opossum) is the source of this 1950-nucleotide messenger RNA. RefSeq names its product TEA domain transcription factor 3 (gene TEAD3). NCBI's taxonomy places the organism in Eukaryota, Metazoa, Chordata, Mammalia, Didelphimorphia, Didelphidae. Gene Ontology annotation, biological process: hippo signaling; positive regulation of transcription by RNA polymerase II; embryonic organ development. The record is from RefSeq and is a predicted model, not a curated record. Gene Ontology annotation, cellular component: transcription regulator complex. Gene Ontology annotation, molecular function: RNA polymerase II cis-regulatory region sequence-specific DNA binding; DNA-binding transcription factor activity, RNA polymerase II-specific.